Sphaeroforma arctica JP610 is the source of this 642-nucleotide messenger RNA. RefSeq lists its product as hypothetical. NCBI's taxonomy places the organism in Eukaryota, Ichthyosporea, Ichthyophonida. The transcript has 2 exons. The annotation marks the transcript as partial. The record is from RefSeq and is a predicted model, not a curated record.
AUGGUACAAGAAGGUGCCGCUCCUGCUGCUGGAGCCGAUGCUGACGAUAUGAUCAUCAUUAGUGAUGACGAGAUACAACCCGGGGUUACUAAGGCAACCGAUACUGAGAGUACUUCAGAUACGCAACCACAUCCUCCCGAACAUGCAUCCACAAACGGGGUACCAGACAGGGAUACGGCCGAACAAGGGAGUGUGCCUCAGGUAGAUUCAGGUGUAGAGACCACACAGAAACCCAGUCCCACACACGCCAACGGGUCCACCGAGGCAGGCGCUGUAGGCGAUGGUGUUGCUGACGGCGCAGGUAAUGGGACAGACAAGAAUGCCACAGACAAGAACGUCACAGAUAAGAGUACUGACGCGAGCCAAGUACCCAGCACAGGCAGUAAGAAGGUCAAGCGGAAGGGAAUGGCUGCCGGUGAUGCUGACGCCCUGUCAUCGGACGAGGAGACCGAGAUGGAGAAAUGGUUCAAGAAACUGCCAGACAAGCACGAGGUUAAGACCGUCCGCGUGGAGCUGGAUAUGGAACUCGCACGAGAUUUCAGUCUACAGGAUAUCCUGGAUUCAGAGGAUGAGCGCGACAGAGAGUACAACAGACACCUGGCGGAAGAAGGCGCGCUUUCCGAAUCUGAGAUCAUGGAAGAA